AUGGCACCGACACCUGUAGCAACACAACCUGUCAACGUGAAGCUUCUGCUCAUUGGCAACUCAUCAGUUGGAAAGUCAAGUCUGCUAUUACGGUUCUCUGACGAGCAAUGGUUACCGGAGGACGAGAGCAGCGCGACGAUAGGUGUGGACUUUCGAGUACAUAAGAUGGAGAUCAAUGGGAAGAAGGUCAAGUUGAGCAUUUGGGAUACAGCAGGGCAGGAACGUUUCCGGACCAUCACGUCCUCGUACUACCGUGGUGCACAGGGGAUUAUCCUAGUGUAUGACGUCGCCAACCGGGAAUCGUUCGAGGCGCUCCCGCGGUGGUACAGUGAACUAGAGACCUACGUGUCAAGCUCGGUGGUGAAGAUCCUGGUUGGGAACAAGGUUGACAAAGAAUUCUCAAGGCAGGUGCCAACAGCUGAAGGAGAGAAGUUCGCUUCGCGAAUGUCGUCCUUGUUCAUCGAGACUUCGGCGAAGACUGCUGUCGGUGUAAAGGACGCCUUCCAGGAGGUCGUCGAGAAGAUCCUGGCCACACCGGAACUCUGGGAAUCCGCGAACAGCCGGGCACAGGCGACGGGUGGUGGCGGUGGUGGCAUGCCCGGCGGUGUCCAGAUUGUUGGAUUGCGAGAAGAGCCGAGGCAGGAGGGAGGAUGCGGGUGUUGA
Messenger RNA from Cyclocybe aegerita, 663 nucleotides. The record is from the annotation of a GenBank genome assembly. Lineage: Eukaryota; Fungi; Basidiomycota; Agaricomycetes; Agaricales; Hemipholiotaceae.